GGAGCGCAGCCUGAACGUGACGGAGGCCGAGGGUCUGCAGCUGGCGGUCAGUAAUCUCCGACCGGAGGCCACGUACUCCUUCAGGGUGGUGGCGUAUAACGAGCAAGGGCCCGGAGAGAGUUCAGAGGCCAUCCGACUGUCCACGCAACCCGAGCUUCUGGUUCCUGGUCCAGUGGAGAACCUGCGGGCAGAAGCUGCGUCUGCGUCGUCCAUCCAGGCGUCCUGGGAUCCUCCGUCUCACACCAGCGGCCCGGUCCAGAGCUACCGGCUGCUGUGGACUGAGACCUCCACCGGAAAAGAGCAGAACGUGGAGGUCGUGGGUCAGAGCUAUAGGAUGGAGGGCCUGAAGAAGUUCACGGAGUAUUCGUUACAAGUGCUGGCGGUCAAUCGACACGGUCCCGGCCUCUCCGACAUAGACACGCUCAUCACCACGCUCUCAGACGUGCCCAGCGCUCCACCGCAGAACAUCUCACUGGAGGUCGUCUACUCACGGAGCAUUAAGGUGAGCUGGCAGCCGCCGCCUGCAAACACGCAGAGUGGAUUCAUCACCGGAUACAAGAUUCGCCAUCGCAAAACGGGCCGACGGGGCGAACAGGAGGCCAUCGAACCCAACAACCUCUGGUACCUGUUCACCGGACUGGAGAAAGGCAGCCAGUACAGCUUCCAGCUGGCAGCCAUGACGGUCAAUGGCACGGGGCCCAGCAGCGAGUGGCACACGGCCGAGACACCGGAGAACGACCUGGACGAAACUCAAGUUCCCAACCAGCCGAGCUCUCUGCACGUGCGUCCGCUGCCCAACAGCAUCAUCAUGAGCUGGACUCCGCCGCUGAACCCCAACAUCCUCGUGCGCGGCUACAUCAUCGGCUACGGAGUGGGCAGCCCAUACGCCGAGACCGUGAGAGUGGACAGCAAGCAGCGCUACUACUCCAUCGAGAACUUAGAGCCCAGCUCUCAUUACGUCAUCUCUCUGAAGGCCUUCAAUAACGCGGGUGAAGGAGUUCCUCUGUACGAGAGCGCCGUCACCAGAUCCAUGUCAGAUACGUCCACGCCCAUGAUUCCUCCUGUAGGUGUGCAGGCCGUGGCGCUCAUGUCCGACUCGGUGCGCGUUAGCUGGGCCGAUAACUCCAUUCCCAAGAACCAGAAGUCCUCGGAGGUGCGUUACUACUCCGUCAAGUGGAAGACCAGCCACUCCACCAGCGGCAAAUACAAGUCGGCUGAUACUACAGCUCUCAGUCACACCGUCACGGGUCUGAAGCCCAACACCAUGUACGAGUUCUCCGUCAUGGUGACUAAAGGACGCAAGUCCAGCACGUGGAGUAUGACGGCACACGCCACCACAUACGAAGCAGCGCCGAGCUCCGCCCCUAAGGACCUGACUGUGAUUGGCCGAGAGGGACGUCCACGAGCCAUUCUGAUUAGCUGGCAGCCGCCGCUGGAGGCCAAUGGACGAAUCACAGGUUAUAUCCUGUACUACACGCUGGACAAGAACAUGCCCAUCGACGACUGGGUGAUGGAGCCCAUCGGCGGAGACCGGCUCACGCACCAGGUCAUGGACCUCAACCUGGACACCGUCUACUUCUUCCGCAUCCAGGCCAAGAACGCCAAAGGAGUGGGUCCGCUGUCGGAGCCUGUGCAGUACAGGACGGCCAAAGUUGAGCAUCCUGACAAGAUGGCCAAUGAUCAAGGGGCGGCUCCUGACGCCCUCACGCGGCGACGGGGGCGACCACGGCCUCUGGGUGCGGGACGAUUAGGAUGGGUCCGAUGGAACUCCUCUAGCAAUGUGGGGUCAAGAACGUUGUCCCGGGCCACCCAGGAUCUUUCCUCUGGUCCAUAUCCUUCCCAAUCUACCAGGUGUAAACUGCACGUGAUACUGGGACGGUCCGAUGGAACUCCUCUAGUAGUAUGGGGUCAAGAACGUCGUCCCGGGCCACCCAGGAUCUUUUCUCUUGUCCAUAUCCUUCCCAAUCUACUAGUAGUCUACAGCAGGGACUUCCGAUGGUUCUUCGGUCCACGGGAAGAGUGGGGGUUGGUAACCAAAUAUGCACUGGAAAGGUGUGAGUCCGGUGGAGUUUUGUCGGAGGGAGUUUUGUGCAUACUCGGCCCAUGGGAGGAAGCAGGCCCAGCUGUGCUGGUCAUCUUGGCAGUAUGCCCGGAUGUAACGCCCGAGUUCCUGGAUCUUGCGCUCAGUCUGGCCGUUAGUCUGGGGAUGAUAACCGGAGGACAAGCUCACUUUACGGUUGCCAGGCCAGUAGGUGAUAUUGAAGUGAAACCUGGUGAAGAACAGCGCCCAGCGGGCUUGACGGGAAUUGAGUCUUUUUGCAUCUCGGAGAUAUUGAAGGUUCUUGUGGUCCGUAACAACAGUGGAGGGAUGAUUGGCUCCCUCCAGCCAGUGCCGCCACUCUUCCAGGGCCAGUUUUAUAGCGAGGAGCUCUCUGUUACCAAUAUCAUAGUUUUGCUCCGCUGGGGUCCUUUUCUUGGAGUAUUAUGCGCAAGGCUGGAGGCGUGGAGGCCCUCCAUACAGUUGAGACAGCAUGGCCCCAACCCCGAUGAAGGACGCAUCCACUUCCACCACAAAUGGGACCAGAGGAUCGGGAUGACGAAGGAUAGGGGCCGUGCUGAAGGAGGUCUUGAGUUGUUCGAAGGCUUCGAAGCUCUGGAGCUCCUUCACCGACUGGGGACGAUUCCACUCCGUGAUUGCCUUUACCUUGCCCAGGUCCAUUUGAAUUCCCUCUUGGCCAAUAACGUACCCAAGGAACUGCACAGUGGGGCCAUGGAACUCGCACUUCUCCAGCUUCAGGUAGAGGUGGUGUUGGCGAAGCUUCCUGAGGACAUGCUUCACGUGACGGCGAUGGUUGGCCAGGUUCCGGGAGUAGAUGAGUAUAUCAUCGAUGUAGACGAUUACAAAGUCAUUGAGGAACUCCCGGAACAUCUCGUUCAUAAACCCCUGGAAGACGGACGGGGCGUUGGAAAGGUCAUACGGCAUAACGAGGAGAGGCAGAGUCCUGCCGCGAGGCGGCGAGCACGUUCAGAGGGAGAGAGCCUUGUGGAGUCCACCUGCAUGGGCUCUGGUACUGGGGAACUGGCUGCGGGUGCUGCAGACUGGUGGGCGGCUGCUGGAGUGUGGCAGGCUGAUAAGCGCUGGGCGACACGAUUGGCUCUUGACAUGAAGAAGCGUGCGACACACAGCGCGGGGAAGCGGAAGGGCAGCCAGAAAGACCUGCGACCUCCUGACCUCUGGAUCCAUCAUGAGGAGAUGGAGCUGAAGAACAUGGAGAAGCCCUCGAGCUCCGCCCCCUCGGGCCGCGAGUCGCCCACCCAUAGCUGCCAAGAGAUGGCGCCGGUCAGCCACAGCCAAUCAGAGAGCCAGAUGGGCAGCAAGAGCAGCCACUCAGGUGCAGAUGGAGAUGAAUCUUCCAGCAGCAUUUCCACGUUAGAGCGAUCGUUAGCCGCCCGCAGGGCCACGCGCACCAAGAUGAUGAUUCCCAUGGACUCUCAGCCCAGCAACACACCGGUGGUCAGUGCCAUCCCGGUGCCCACGCUGGACAGCAGUCAGUAUCCGGGCAUCCUGCCGUCGCCCACCUGCGGAUUCACCACUCACCCCAAAUUCACCCUGCGGCCCAUGCCUUUCUCCACGCUGAGCGUCGACCGCAGUUACGCUGCCGCGAUGUCAGCGGAGGGCGCCGCUCCAAUGGCCCCGCUGCAGCCGCAGCCUUUGAUUCCCACGGCGCAGUCGGAGCCGUCGGGGUCGGAGGAGAUCCCCAGCCGCACCAUCCCGACCGCCUGUGUGCGGCCCACACAUCCCCUGCGCAGCUUCACCAACCCGCUCCUGCCUCCACCCAUGGGCACCAUCGAACCCAAGGUCUACACGCCCAUGACAGGUGGGACGUUACCCAAACCGCAGGUGAAGACGGCGUCUCUGGGUCAGGCCGGGAAGGCCCGCUCUCCGUUACUGCCCGUGUCAGUUCCGACCGCUCCGGAGACUGCUGAAGACGCACAGAAGCAAGCAGACGACCCAGCCAGCGUGUACGAGCAGGAUGAUCUGAGCGAGCAGAUGGCCAGUCUGGAAGGUCUGAUGAAGCAGCUCAACGCCAUUACGGGUUCGGCUUUUUAACGCAGGCGCAGACGAGCGAACGCCUGGAACGAGGAAGUGCAGACUCUCUGGCGUUCACCUUCCUCUGUGAUCUACCUGAAGCCCUCAGACGGGAUUAAAAAGGGAAAAUGACUCUAGAGAGGAAGCGUCUCUUUUCUAACACUGUCUGAGAUUUUAUACUGGUUUCUGUACACGGCUGAGUGAAUCCAUCCCGCUGAACGCAGAUCCAUCCGGGAAGAAGACUCCUGAGCUUCAUCUACUAAUGGAAACCUUUCUCCGAUGGGAUUAUUAGUGAUUCAUCUCAAACCCCGACUGAUCGGAGUUGCCAAAACGCAAACCCUCUGACUUCUCAUAGACAUCUUGCCAAUCUAUUGCUGCCAAAAUCCCUGAAAUACACUUUACUAGGGAACUGUGUAUUCAUAGUAGAAGGAGGUCGGAUGCCGGAUCGGCGUGGAUGAGAAAACCCGAUCAUUUUGCUCACGCAGCACUGAUUUAGUUGCAGAUUUUCAUCUUGUUUGUCGUCGCCUGUCUUUGUGAAUCUCUUUACUACACAAACGUCAUAUCGGUUUAUUAUUUCACAGCAGUGAAGCUGUAAAUCCCUGCGGUGUGCUCUUCGUUUCACAUUGUGUGUUUCAUAUGACCCACUGCCAAAAAUUAUUUUCUUCCUCCGUAUUUCCGUCUUGUUUUCCGGUAGAAAUAUCUAAAUGUUCUUAAAUCAAGAUGCAUUUACUUGAGACGCAAAAUGGCAUGAGAUAACAAGUCUUGUUUUCUGAAAAAG
Sinocyclocheilus rhinocerous is the source of this 4868-nucleotide messenger RNA. RefSeq names its product netrin receptor DCC-like. The record is from RefSeq and is a predicted model, not a curated record. NCBI's taxonomy places the organism in Eukaryota, Metazoa, Chordata, Actinopteri, Cypriniformes, Cyprinidae. Gene Ontology annotation, biological process: cell-cell adhesion. Gene Ontology annotation, molecular function: protein binding. Gene Ontology annotation, cellular component: membrane. The annotation marks the transcript as partial. The transcript has 25 exons.